AUACCUAGUAUGGGUUGGUUCGUGUGAAACAGUACUAUAAAAUACUCAGGAAUGGUAUUGGUCGGUACAGUCAGCCGUGGAAGACGCGGCUAAUUGGAAGCCUUUAGAAGUUUCUGGUUUUAACAUUUAGUUUUUUUUUUCUUCUGAAAUCUUCUACUGAACAUCAUCAUGUCGGACAGAAAGAAUCUUCUGCUGUUCUUCGACCGCCCCACGGAGCCAUGUUUCAUGCAAAAAGGGGAUGACGCCAUCUUUCAACUGCCUGACAACUUCUACCCUGAUAAAUAUAAAACCGUCAGCAACACCCUCGCCAACCGUUUCGGUGAAAAUGCCCAACGAAGCAUCCCUGUGCGCAAUAUUGCUUUACCUGACUUGUCUCUGCCUAUGCAACUACCUUACAAUGACCAAUUCUCACUUUUCGUGCCCAAGCACAGGAAAAUGGCUGGUAAACUUAUCGACAUCUUUAUGGGCAUGCGAGACGUAGACGACUUACAGUCGAUUUGCUCAUACUGUCAAAUGAGAAUGAACCCUUACAUGUUCAACUACUGUCUCUCUGUAGCCAUCUUGCAUAGAGAAGAUACAAAAGGUCUUAAUAUUCCUACCUUUGCGGAAUCUUUCCCAGAUAAGUUCAUGGAUCCUAAAGUGUUCCGUCGCGCUCGUGAAGUGAGCACCGUCGUGCCAGUUGGUAAUAGGCUGCCAAUUAAUAUUCCUCAAAAUUAUACCGCGGCUGAUUCAAAUCCCGAGCAACGCGUUGCAUACUUCCGUGAGGACAUCGGCCUCAAUCUACACCACUGGCACUGGCAUCUCGUGUACCCAUUCGACGCUGCCGAUCGCGCAAUCGUUAACAAGGACCGUCGUGGGGAACUUUUUUACUAUAUGCACCAACAGAUCAUAGCUAGAUACAGCACAGAGCGGCUUUGCAAUAACUUGGGCCGACCAAGGCGCUACAACGACUUCCGUAGCCCCAUUGAAGAAGGAUACUUCCCUAAACUUGACUCCCAAGUAGCAAGUCGUGCUUGGCCCCCGAGGUUCGCAGGUUCUACCAUCCGAGACAUCGAUCGUCCCGUCGAUCAAAUCAAGAGUGAUGUUUCGCAACUUGAAAUUUGGAGAGACCGUUUCCUUAAAGCAAUUGAGGACAUGGCAAUCGUUCUACCAAACGGCCGUACAAUGCCACUCGAUGAAGAAACUGGUAUAGACGUGCUCGGAAAUCUUAUGGAAUCGUCUAUUAUUAGCCGUAACCGCGGCUACUAUGGUGAUUUGCACAAUAUGGGGCACGUUUUCAUCUCAUAUUCCCACGAUCCUGACCACAGGAACUUGGAGCAAUUUGGUGUCAUGGGUGAUUCGGCUACCGCGAUGCGUGAUCCCGUAUUUUACCGCUGGCACUCAUACAUUGAUGACAUAUUCCAGCUCUAUAAGAACAAACUUCCUCCUUAUCCCGCAGAAAGGUUAGAUUUCCCAGGUGUCAGAGUAACGUCAAUCGGCAUCGAAGGAGCUAGUGGCGCUAAUAUAUUAACGACCCAAUGGGAGCAAAGCACGGUAGAGCUUGGCCGAGGUCUCGAUUUUACACCACGUGGUUCUGUGCUAGCGCGCUUCACACACUUGCAGCAUGACGAAUUUAACUACGUUUGUACCGUUACAAACUCGAGUGGUUCAGAUUUGAUGGGUACAGUGAGAAUCUUUAUGGCACCAGUCCUGGACGAGGGUGGCCGCCAAUUGUCAUUCGAUGACCAGCGCAGACUUAUGAUCGAACUUGAUAAAUUCACGGAACAAUUACCAGCUGGCUCUAGAACAAUUCGUCGCCGAAGUUUGGACUCCUCAGUCACUAUUCCAUACGAGAGGACCUUCCGUAAUCAAAACACCCGUCCUGGCGAUCCAGGUUCUGCUGAGGCUGCUGAGUUCGAUUUCUGUGGCUGUGGAUGGCCUCAUCAUUUGCUGAUACCCAAGGGUACUGACAAUGGAUACCCUGUUGUACUGUUUGCCAUGGUUUCCAAUUGGAACGAUGACAGAGUUAUUCAGGAUUUGGUGGGCAGUUGCAACGACGCGGCUUCAUACUGUGGUAUUCGUGAUCGCAAGUAUCCUGACCGUCGUGCCAUGGGUUACCCCUUCGACCGCCCCUCUCAAGCGUCUAGCAUAAAUGACUUUUUGACUCCAAAUAUGGCUAUUCAAGAAUGCUCCAUCAGAUUCACUAACGCAACCCGCCAGCGAGGUCAACAGGGGUAAGGGACUGGAGUUACAAUAAGAGACAGGGAGACAAAAUAAAUAUCCAUUGAAGUCGGUUCUUAAAUCAGUUACUAAGCUAAUGAAGCCUCAAUAGCUCUUCGGGUAAGGGUCGGACUCAACACCGAGGGGUCGGGUUCGUUCAUCGCCCGAUGGUCUAUUGUCACAGUCUUUACGACUAGUUCAAGGGGAAGUAUAAUAUUGGUCAUAUUAAAAAAUACAUAACCAAUUAUUGAUUUUAUAAAAAAAAAUAAUAAAUAUACCUUAGUAUAUGACCCUGUCUCUUCCGAUUGUAAGAUAUAAGACCAGUAGCAAAGAUUAACAUAAAACCAUUAACUUGCAGUAUUGGUUAUGAAGGGUUUGAAACAAGUUCCCGGAACAAGAGAUCCUGUGGAUGCCUCAAACAGUAUCGUCCUGAGGAUAUAGAUGCCCUUAUAAGAAAACCCUAUUACUAUACAAAGUGUUCACAUACAAAACAUCACAUAUUUUAAAAGAUAAAAAGAUUUCAAGUAUUACUCGUACUCGAACCAUUUAAAAAACAUAUUGUUACUGGCAUAAACGACUUGGCGAGCAAAAUGGACUUUGAGUAAUCAUUUUAUUAUUUUGUAGUUUUAAGUUUUGGGUCACUUAUUAUAGUUAUAGUUCUAAGUUUUGUACAUAUGUAAAAUAUAUCUAAAUACAUAACACCGAAUAAACUAUUAGCCUUUCA
Messenger RNA from Bicyclus anynana (squinting bush brown), 2923 nucleotides. Its product is annotated as phenoloxidase subunit 1. The record is from RefSeq and is a predicted model, not a curated record. Lineage: Eukaryota; Metazoa; Arthropoda; Insecta; Lepidoptera; Nymphalidae. The transcript is spliced from 2 exons. Gene Ontology annotation, molecular function: oxidoreductase activity. The coding region runs from base 169 to 2217 and encodes 682 amino acids.